GUGAACUCUUCUACAACAAAAGGAAUCAAUCCCUCAUCCUUCCCAGGCCGUCAUCACGUUACCGUUGCAGUCGCCUUUGCCGAGUCUUGACAGCCCAUUCACAAUGUCUCACCAGAAGAACGAGAAGGACGUCGGUGAUGCUCCCAAGAGCCACCGUAUCCGAAUCACCCUGACCAGCCGAAAGGUUCAGUCUCUUGAGAAGGUCAGCGCUGAGCUCAUUGAGCGUGCCCGCAGCAAGGGCCUCACCAUCAAGGGCCCUGUCCGCCUGCCCACCAAGAACCUCAAGAUCACCACCCGCAAGACCCCUUGUGGUGAGGGUUCCAAGACCUGGGACUCCUACGAGCUCCGUGUUCACAAGCGCCUCAUCGACCUCCACGCCCCCACCGAGGUUGUCAAGUCCGUCAUCGUCAACAUCGAGGCCGGUGUUGAGGUUGAGGUUACCAUCGCUGCUUAAAUGUGGUCACGAUCCUAGUCAGUAGUAAAACAGCCUGGUUGUGUCCUGGCAUUGUGAGGGAAGGGAAUGAUGGGAACAUCAGGCCCUUGCCCUCGAGAAGAGUGGUGGAUAUAGGAUACUCAGUCAUGAUUAAUGAAUAUCUGAGAACCUCGUGUUCUACCAUUCAAAACUACCGUUUCACAUUGCCACUGUAUUGAUCUUACCUGCCAACUU
This is a messenger RNA of Fusarium graminearum PH-1, 667 nucleotides long. RefSeq names its product 40S ribosomal protein S20. The record is from RefSeq and is a predicted model, not a curated record. Bases 104 to 454 code for a protein of 116 amino acids. Gene Ontology annotation, cellular component: cytosolic small ribosomal subunit; ribosome. The transcript is spliced from 3 exons. Gene Ontology annotation, molecular function: RNA binding; structural constituent of ribosome. NCBI's taxonomy places the organism in Eukaryota, Fungi, Ascomycota, Sordariomycetes, Hypocreales, Nectriaceae. Gene Ontology annotation, biological process: translation.